GGGAGCUGGGAGCGGGCGAGGGCGGGCGGGACGGACGGAGGGACAGACGGACGGAGGGAGCCUGCGGAGCGGCACCGGCCCUCCUCGCUCGCCCCAUGGAGCUGUGCCCGGGGUCCGCGGCGCCCUCGGGCUGGGCGCUGCCGCUCCUCCUCGCCCUGGGCGCCGGGCUCAGCCACGCCACCCCGCACCUGCGGUACAGCCGGCCGGGCUCCCGCAGCAAGAACUGGUGCGCCUACAUAGUGAACAAGAACGUGAGCUGCUCGGUGCUGGACGGGACGGAGAGCUACGUCCAGGCCCAGUACAAAUGCGCCUGGAACCAGUUCCCCUGCCAGCCCACCCCGGUAUAUCGAACAAGUUUCAGACCUCGGUACACAAUUGCUUAUAAGACGGUAACAGAGCUGGAAUGGAGAUGUUGUCCCGGCUACAAAGGGGAAGACUGCAGAGAAGGUCCCGCAGACAAGCCAAACGCUGCUCGUCGUCCUGCAACACCAGCGAAGGCUGUUGUGAAGAAAGGCUUGGAUGCAGAACCAACAGAAGUGCCAGAACCUCCACCAUAUGAGAAGAAAAUGCAGUUUCUUGAGGAUGAGUUGUUUAGACUCACACGAUCAGUGCUUGAACUUCAGUCUGCUGUGGCAGGUGUGAAUGAAAACCUAAAGUUGACUGUCCAAGAAGAUGCUAGUAAGAUGCUGGUCACUUGGCUGAACAACCUUUAUGACCGCCCAGAGCCCGAUAGUGCGGUUGGUGGUGAAACAGACACUAUUCAUCUGCCUGGACUCUUCAACAAUAAAGAUCAAAAAGACCCUUUUAUUGAUUUUGAAAUGGAAGAUAUAAAGUCUGAGCUAGCUGAGGUCAAAGAAGCCUUGAAGAUGAGAAAUGAUGAGCUGGAGGAACUGAAUGGAAAAGUAAAAGGCUAUGAAGGACAAUUAAAACAACUGCAGGAGGCAGCACAAGGACCUACAAUAACAAUGCCCAGUGACAACAUAUAUCAGGAAUAUAUAGACUCAAAAUUUGAGUCCCUCAGACAGGAAAUACUGGAUGGAUUUGAAAAGAAAAUGGCAGAUCUGAAGAACUCCUGUGAAUGCAAACAAAAGGACAUCCAGGUACAUUGUGAUGAGAAUGAAAAUAACUGUUCAGGACUAACAGAUGUUAUAAAAGGAAAAGAGAAUGACUUGAGGAAAGAAAUAAAUACUCUCCGAACUCAGAUUCCAGCAAACAAAUCCAGUUGUUGCAAGGAGGGUGAGAGAAAUGACUUUGACCAACAGAUAAAGGAUUUAGAUAGGAAAAUUGACAGAGUUGUGGAAGCACACAGGAUCCUGAAUGUCAGAAUAGAUAACGAAAUCAGUCGAUUGUCAACUCCAGAUCUAGAAGACAUGUUUGGUGAGAGAUUGGAAGAGUUAGAUGCGAGGAUGAAUGUUACGGAACGAAAUGCUGAAGAACAUUGCUUUUAUGUUGAGGAAACUCUCCGCAGUGCUAUAGCUACUGAGGUAGAUGAAUUGAGAGACGUGUUUGACCAAAAGCUACGGGCGCUAGAAGACAGGCUGGGCGGUACAAUUUUAGAGAUCGCUAAUACCACAGAUCCAGACGGAAUGUUUAUUAAUACGGGGCCCAUCCUGCCCAGUGACACAGGAUUUGCAAAUGAGCAAUUUACAGCAGAGAUGAAUUUCCUGAGGAACAAACUGCUGUCACUUGAGCACCAAUGUGGGCAGAAAUGUCAGUCUGCACCACAACGUGCAGAAGACCUUCAGAAAGAGCUAGAAAUUUGUAACAACAAAUCAAAUCACUUGCUGCUGAAAACAGAGAACAACUCUGUUCUCCUGCAGUCUCUAAAUAGCUCUCUCAAUGAGAAACUCAACUUAAUUAAGGGCAACCAACGUGACAUCCAGAAAAUGCAAAGAGACGUACGUGUAUUCCGCUAUAGCCUGAAUGUCAUGGAUAAAGAUGUGAAGAAUCUUCAAGACGGCUUGAAUAGCUGCAAGGAGCAGCUUCUGGGUGUCAAUUCUACCUGUAGAAAAACGCAACGGGGUGUCUUCCGAAAAAUCGAUCAAAUGCAGAGGACAUUUGCAAAUCAAACUGCUCAUCCCAGUGACCAUUGCUGUGGUGAAGUGAAAGAGAGACUAGAACAACUGAAUGACCAUAUCCUGAAUGAUCUGGGCAAGUGCAAAGAAAAGACCCAGGGUAUCCAGGAAGGUGUUUCUGAUGUUGAGAGCAGAGUCUCGCAUGUUGAAAAAGUUUGUGGCAAGCUGGACUCUGUCUCAGGCAGCUUGCAGAAGAUAAAAGAAGGUCUGAAUAAGCACGUGAGCAGCUUAUGGAACUGUGUCCGUGAAAUGAAUGGAACUAUAUCAUCUCAUUCCACUGAUAUUUCUGGCCUCAAGAAUUCUGUCCAACAGUUUUAUAGUCAGGUCUCCAAAAUCACCACAGACAUUGAAGGCAUGAUGAAAUCUCGGCCUGACACAAGGCAACCAGAAGCACCACGGCAGCCGUUGCCGCCCAGACCCCCUCUGCAGCCCCAGCCCGGCAUCUCCCUGCUGCCAUCGCGGCCGAGGGUACAGCCCCCGCGACAGAGGAUCCCCCUCCAGCCACCGCAGCCCAGACCCCUUCCGCGCCCAUCGCUGCCCGGGUCGGCGGCUGCACCAUUUCUGCCCGGGACAACCGGGAUCAUCCUGGAGACCGGAGAGGCAGGGCCUCCUGGCACCAUUCUGAUGUCGGGAAGAGGGCGGCUUCGGAGCGUGGAUGGUCAGGCUGGUCAAAGCACCAUGCCCAUUGCUGAAGGGUACGCUGGAGCACCAGGAUAUCCAAAGUUAUCUCCUCCUACCACGGACUCAAAAGGACCUGCUGCCGCUGCGCCCUCGCUGGUGUCAUUUUCUGCUGGACUCACCCAGAAGCCUUUCUCCAGUGACGUUGGUGUGGUUCAUUUUAACAAAGUGCUUGUGAAUGACGGGGACUAUUAUAACCCAAAUACAGGCAUCUUCACGUCACCCUACGAAGGGCGCUACCUGAUCACCGCUGUGCUGGCCCCGGAGAGGGAUGAGUACGUGGAAGCGGUGCUGUCUGUCUCCAACGCGAGCGUGGCUCAGCUCCACACGGCCGGGUACAGAAGGGAACUGCUGGAGUACCACAAACCCUACUCGGGGAAACGGACCUGUGGUGGUCCUGGGACCUUCCACCUUGUUCUUCACCUCAAAGCAGGAGAUGAAGUGAACGUCGUCGUGACAGGAGGCAAACUGGCCUACACAGACUCUGACGAAAUGUACUCCACGUUUAGUGGAGUUCUCCUUUAUCCUUCCAUUUCUCAUGUUUAGGUUUACCUUGAACAGGAGAGAAGGGUAAGAUAUUCAGAAGAAAUUAAGUGUAAUAAAAUUCAAAGCUUUAAUAUAUUCAGUUUAUAUAUUUGAUUUCAGUGGUGGGUUUAUAGUCUAUACUGAGACCUGUUCCUUGUCCCCUGUUUCCAGAGGGAGCUACAAAACACUUGUUUCUGUAGCUAAAUUAACUCCUCCCCAAGCUCUUUUUUACCUGUACAAGCAGAACAACUGUUUAAACACCAAAUACGUUCUCCAUAGAUACUUCUCCACUAUGCUCUUGCUAUUCCCCAUUAAAUUGCCUUUGCAGUCUUCUCCCUAGUUUAUCAAGCUGUCCCUAAUGUACCAAAGUUUACAUCUUUGCUGAAGUUUACAGCUGUGCUCAGCUAUUUCCAUGUUUUCAGUAAAGCAGGGGCAAGAUAGCGAGAUUGUAUUGGUCAUGGUUGAUGACUUCUUGGUCCUUGUGUUAUUUAAUAAUAUGUUGGGUCACGUGCAUUCGCGUGAACAAUUUGUUCAAAGCAGUUUUUAACCAUGGUGAUGCAAAGCCAAACAAGAGUCAUCAGUUUUCUUUUUCCCAUUAAGGGCCAAACGCGGUGCUAAGAGACGAGCGGCUCAUUCCAGCCAAGUGGGAGCAGCUGUGCAGGGAGAAACUUGCCUCAGCUUUUCACUGGGCAGACAUGAGUGCAAGGUGCAGUUGCUGCUACUGAAAGAUUUAGAACACUUACUUUCAAUUGAUACGGUAAAAAAGAUGAUCAGUCAAACCUGGUGGUCUUGAGAUUAAAGCUUGCUUCUUGGCAUGAAUAAAACAGGUUAGAAAAUAUCUGAAUUGUCUGUGCUUAGCUAGAAAAAUGGUAAUUUUGAAAAGUUAAACAAAAUUUUCCAAAGUUUUUCUCUGGCACUUGUAUAGUAUUUGCAUUAACAAGGAAGUCUUAUGCUUGUUUUGCAUUGUAGAAGACAAAUCAGAGGAAAAACUGUUGAUACAGGAAAAUAGCCUUAUUUUAGCCAGUACUGCCAAAUGCACAAACCAGCCGUCUGCACUGAGUCUUGGUUGCAACAGCUUCCUGCAUCGGUGCUUAUGAGUGAGGUUUAACACUCAGCAUCUGUUUAUUUGGAUGAAGCAACUUUCUUAGCUUAAACACAUUCGGGGCAGUGGUAUUUUAUUUCUCAUACUAGACACUUCACUUCUCAGUGGAGGUAACAAAUGUGUUUUGGCUCUUUAGAGUUGGUGUUUUGUUGUCUUUCAUGGCUAAAAAAAAAAUCCAGCCGUGCUUUACUGAGAGCAGGACUGUUCAGCUGUCACUUAUAUAUUGUUAUAGAAGCUGAUCCUUUGUGCUCUGUACAGAGUUGUAUUUAUCGUAGUGGUUUGUGUAGUAUAUUUUCUUUUUUAAUAACUCCAGAACAGCUGUCUGUAGCCUCAGAACAAACAAUUCCUGUAGGUGAAGGAAGAACUCCCCAUGCUGUAAGCAGCACAGUACGGUUUAGCUGAAGCCCUUCCCUUCUGAGGAGGUCAGAUGAAGACUUAACGCCUUUGUUGCUUAGUUUUGGAAUAGAUACUCCCUCAUAACUCUGUUUCCAGGCAAUGAGAUGGGGCCUUCCCACAACAAACUGUCACAUCCUGGAAGUUGAGAAAAGCGGGUGGAAAAAGCUUUCUUUCCCUGGGGGAACUCUGAGCCAGUCCCUGUGCAGCUCCGGGUUGCACUGGGGGAGUUGUGAGCACGGGAAGGAAAUCACGAGUGGAGUUUUGAAGCACCUGGUUUAGGAAGGUCUCUUGGCACCUGAUUUUCAGAAAUGCCGGUGUUACCGGUAAGCAGAAGCUAGGCCUGGGUGUGUUUUGUAGCAGGAAGGCUGUUUCUGGAAGAGCAGUGUUAGUCAGUAGCCAAAGACGUACAGUGAACUUGCACUUCACAGCGUGAUAAAGGGACCCACCCCGUCUCAUUUCCCUGCACUUGUGUCUUGACCUGUGCUGGAGCGUGAGGCCACGUGCUUGUUCAACAGGCACUUAGUUUUCUUCUGUCCUAAAUCAACAGCCCCUUUCUGUCCUCUGCCUUUCUGGGUCUCAAAAGUGAAGAGGCAGACAGGAAAGAUUGCUUUUUGCAUUUUCAAAAGCCAGUUACAUGAAGCACUUUUCUUUUCUUUAAACAUAGUUUCUUGUUAUAUACAAAAGCCGAAGAGGCACUUUUUCUUUUAGGAUAUUUUUCACUCUCAAGAAAACUGUGUUCUCUAAGAAGUUGGCUCCAGACUUAUGUAUGACUCAAGUAUUGUUAGAUUAUUGUUGCCUGUUCUAAAAAUGACUCAUAGAAACAAACAAAAUGAGCUGAGUGCUUAGGGAGACCUCGCUGGCAAAGACAACCUAUUUUCCACCCCACCCUCCUCCAAGUAAGAAAUUUUUAAGAAUCAGCAGUGCAAGAGUUGCAAAAGUUCUGUCAUCUAGUUCUUGUCUUAACCGCUUCCGUAGAUUUCUAAAUCCAAGCCACAAAUCUUCACCAGCCCAUUUCUGCUCCUGGGACAGGGUUGUCUUCUACCACAAAGUUUCUCCUGGUACCCAGGAUCUGCUGCUGCCAGUGCCGAGAUUUUUCAAGCCCUCAAGUUCAGCAGAACGUGUAUCUGUGCACAGGUAUAAAGUGUUCCUGAAACUGUGCCACAGCAGGGCCCAAUCUCAGUGGCAGAUGUUGAGGACACCUUUUAGAACUGCUAGGGAUAGUUUCCAGUCCACCAUUUCUAGCAGUGUGGUGGCAAAAGCUAUGACCUUUGAUAAUGAACCUCUCUCUUAGAUUUCUGCUUUUGUGGAGGGAGACUUGGCCCUUCAUUUCCACUUCCUUGGUAAUUGCUGUAAUCAGGGUAGGUGGCUCGAUUCCUCCUGGUGAAGUUAUUUUCCUGGAGCUUACAAGGUGGAAUAUUCACACAGCUGGGAAGACCACAAUGCUGUAGCCCCUGAGUAGCAAAGAGAUGUGAAAACUUGAAUCCCAGUCUCUGCUUCAGUGAGUGCAUGAAUGAAACGCUCAUUAAAGCAGCAGCUGGAAGAGACUCGAGCACAGACGUACUCAUGGGCCCCCUGAAGGUUUGCUCCAUACAGAACAGCUCAGCUUCAAAGGAAGGAGCAAGAGCUCUGCUCCAGAAUACCCUGAACCCACUGACAAAACCUUUACAUCUUUGGUGAGAAUCAGCAGCAGAACAAGGAAGUACCUGCACUAAAAGGAAGAUUUCACACUGUGGCUUCCUCAUUUGACUACCACAUCCAAGAGCACCCACAAAGCUCAAAUAGGAAGCAUCUGUUAACCAAGAAAGCCUUAAAAAACAUUAAUCCUGUAGGUGGGAGCUCUAAGGCAGGUAUGCUGCCUGUUUCAUAAAGCACAGCGCUGCCUUGUAGAUCUGUUUUGUAGGUAGCUUUGUAAUGCAGCAUACAAGGAUUAUGGGAUUCUUAGGUAAAACAGUAUGUGUUGUGCCAGGUGUUCCCAUUUCACAUCAAAACAGGAAGAAAACCAAACUGUAGAAGGUGAAGCUGUACAGACAUGUGUCUGACAGCCCCUUAGCCAGGCACGAGCAACCUGAUCUGGUUGAAGAUGGCCCUGCUCAUUACAGGGGGGGUUGCACUAGAUGACCUUUGAAGGUCCCUUCCAACCCAAACUAUUCUACUCCAUGAUACUAAUGUGGUGUCCCAGGGACUGUCAAAAUAUCAAACCCAACAGAGUCCCCAAGGCAGCAUCCCUUGCGAUAAAAGUAAAUUUCCACAGCCAGGUCAUUAACAGCAGAACGCCUGGAGAACACGCCAGCAUGCUGCCAGCCAGCAAGGCACUGGCCAAACAUGGAAAUGUAUCCUAGAACAGGUACGGGAAAAGGCUACAAAGCAACUGAUAAAUUGGUCCUGUCCCCAGGAAAGCUUGGAGCAAAGCAGGAAUGCCAAUUUUCACCACAAAACACAUACAAAAAAAACUACCUCAUUAUUUUCAUUUGCUAUUAAGACUUCGAGAACAGUGGAGAUAUUUCUGUAUUGACCACUAAAAGCAAUGAGGAUUUUCUGUGGUAUUCCACCAUGUAUCCUUUCAAUGGACCCCAGGUUACUUACAGCAGCUUUGUGCAGUUUAGCUGAGGGACUCCAGUCACCUUGGUGAAGCCAACCAGCCAUUCAAGAAAAAUUUGAAAUAGGAAAGAGAGCAAGCUGUAAAUGGAAAGCAUAGGAAGGCAACUGGAAAUAAAAAUGCCCCUCACCACCCCAUGCAGGUUUAAAAUGCACUGAGAGUGCAAGACAAAGGGCUCCCCAGCUGCAACUAUGAGAUUCAAAUCCAGAUUGAUUUGUUUCCUGAGGAUACAUUGUGCAUUUCAAAGUGAGUUUUAUCUGCUGAAUAAGUCAAUCCUCCUUAGGUUAUGGCAUGGUAGUGGAUACAGAUCUAUUUUACCGAACUACAAAUGCAUUUACAGUCUUAGUGUACAGAUGGGAGGAAUGUGCCGCUGUCCACUUAAGCUGGAGCAAAAUAACGCCCUUGCUGCUCGUUGCUCCCAGGUACUGGCAUAGAGUUCCAAUUGUCAAGUUACCAGGAAUACCUGAGAGCUGUGUCCUGUCAUCACAAGACAGGCUUGCACUCGAGCAAGCACCAACCUUCCUGCAACUUACCCUGCAGGUAUGAGAAAGAUGCAGAACAGCUCUGCCAAUUCUUCGUAUGUGAUGUGAGACUUCAAAGAACAUCCUGUAACAUGUUACUGCAUAAGCAGGUUUUGGCAUUUAUCCAUUUUUGCUAUCUUGAUUGUGGAAAAAAAAGGAACAUUAAGUUUUCAGACAAGAACAGCACAUCUGAGAGCAUGCUUUAUGUAUGCAUGUGUAUACAUAUAUUCAUGUAUAGAGAGAGAGUAAUAUCCAGGAGCAUGAAGAAACUGUGAUGGAAAACUGCAGAUAUGUCCAAAUAAAGCCUACCUGUUGUGCGA
Messenger RNA from Columba livia (rock pigeon), 8213 nucleotides. RefSeq names its product elastin microfibril interfacer 2 (gene EMILIN2). Lineage: Eukaryota; Metazoa; Chordata; Aves; Columbiformes; Columbidae. The coding region runs from base 96 to 3299 and encodes 1067 amino acids. Gene Ontology annotation, molecular function: protein binding. The record is from RefSeq and is a predicted model, not a curated record. The transcript has 8 exons.